Messenger RNA from Amoebophrya sp. A120, 5684 nucleotides. Lineage: Eukaryota; Dinophyceae; Syndiniales; Amoebophryaceae. The record is from the annotation of a GenBank genome assembly.
AAUACGUGUUGUGCCCGAAAUUUUUUGAUAUUGAUCUGCAAAAAAGUAUCUCGGUGGGAAAUAAUUGUAAGGCAAUGCGUUGUUGAUAUUGGUGAAUGUUGAUCUCGGAGAUUCAAUAAACUGCUCGACACACAGUUCCAACUUGAAGCUCUUGCUUUUAACGUUCUUAGACCACACCUUUAAACACCUGCUGCCUGGCAUAGCUUUUUACGAAACUCAGCAAAAACUACUACCCUAAUCGACACAAGCUACACCGACAAGCACUUACUUCUAGACCACACUAGACGGUUGUCUAGGCUGCAUCUAUCUUUGCACUAAACAAGAGUACGUAUUUCUGAUCUGAGGCACUCAAAACCACGUGUAUAGUUGCCAAUAAACCCGGAGGUUUUUAUUUGUCUCCGUUGUCUAGCGAAAAAUUUGAUUCCGAGCUUGUCCUCGUGCACUAUAAUUUCUACCCCAAAACAAUCUAAAAUGGCCCCGUCUGUAUUUACGAAGUUGGCAGCCGCUGGCGUAGUUGCCGGCAGCUCGGUGCUUUAUUUCUCAUCGUUGCUGAACCUGACGACGAGUUCGGUGAUCCUCGUGUCGGCAGUGCGGGUUCUCGCGUCUUCUUCGGCGGGGCCCCGUGGUCGGUCCACCUCGCCGGCGCAUGGUCGGUCCCUGUCGCCGCGUCAGUCCACCUCGUCGGCGCGUCGAUCCACCUCGUCGGCGCGUCGUCGCUCCUCGCCGGCGCGUCGGUCCACCUCGUCGGCGCGUCGUCGCUCCUCGUCGGCGCGUGAUGUGCAAGCCGAGGGCGAACGUCCUGGUGCGACUUUGGGUACAACUAGUUCGUCCUCGAGUCGUGCUCCACCUUCGAGCAGCUCUGGCACGGAAUCGGCUGCUGUCGAUCGUCCAGCGGUAGAAGGAGUUCCUGAAUAUCAAAUGCAAAAAUGUCUGGGUCUGGAGGAAUGCUCGAUUUGUCAUGCAGCUUUUCCAUGACCCAUGAGGCCUGGAAUGCAGGACCUAGCAUGACAGCUUCCGUGCGAUCUCUCUCAUGCCUAUCCUGCGUGAGAAACUCCCUCCCGACUUGGUUAAAACUGGACACCUUUUGGUAAUCAUGCAACACAGAUUUUUGCAUGCUUCAGAUUUAGCAUGACAAGUUGCAUUCUUCCAGACCCAGACACUUUUACAUUUGAUAACGCGGGUGAUCAAAGCACUCCAGAAACCUUCGAGUGCGCCAUUUGUCUACAAUAUCCAAGAAAAAAAGACUCAGAUUUGUUGUUUUUUGCUGGGCCAGCAUUUUUACAAAUCUGCCAGGUCGUUGACAGCAAAUAAAAGCUGUCGACGUUCGGAGAUCGCACGUGAAAACGCACUUGCAUUGAUUGACCCUACAAAAAUGAAUGCAUGACCAGCAUGACAGACGCUGACGCAAUCAUCUUUCUUAGUACAACAUGUUGCGCAUCACAAACUAUACAAUCUUUUUCUGUUGGAUAUAGAAGAAUGCGAGCGACGGACAGGUGGAGAAGCAUUGUGUCCGAACGGACACCGCGUGCAUAUGGCGUUCUCAAAUGUUACUUUCUCAACUGUUACAUGAAUUUGUAAUGCAAGAACGGCGAGAGUGAAAGCCAAAGGGGGAAGAUUGCGCCUCUUGCAUUACAGAUUUGGCACAGAUUUCGACGCUGUUUAGCCCUUCGGAUAUUUGUCAUGCGAAGCAGCUUAAUCGUGGCGAUCUUGGUGGUAAAUUUGCAUGACAAAAAAUCAUGUAUACAGGUGAGAAUGUAACAGUUGAGAACGCCAUAGUGGAUCAGAACUUCUGCGCAGAAUGCGAUCAAAGGUGGACGACCGCGUGCGAUCAAGGGUGGGCGAACGCGCGUCCUAACCGCAGUCCCACGUGUCCUCUGUGCCGUGGUGAACGACCACUUCAGAACGGCGCUAACGAACCACGUAGCGCCCCCACAAGAAUAUCCUAUCUACAGAAUGGACCAACCACGAACAAUGGACUGCUCCGGCUUAACGGACUUUUCGACGCAGAGGGGGGCUUUCACGAUGAACUGAACAAAGUUUUGAAAAUUGCGAUAAUGCGGGUCCUAUGCACUGCAAAAGUAUCUAUCGUACUAGCAGUAGCAUUAUAUGACUUUUUGCAUUACAAAUUUCCUCAGCAUCAGAAAUGAAAUUUGCGAUGCGGAAUUUUUUUCACCCAGAGAAAAUAAAAGAUUUGUAAUUCAUGACUGCACUUUUUUUUUAAUGCGACGAGGACGAUAGUACUUUUGCACAGGAUACGCCCUCUUCAAGCUGCGCUACGCGGCGCGCAAGGAAUGGCUAGCUGCCGGCCGAGAAGAAACCAGGGUAGGAGUGGAAACCAGGGUGCCUGUUUUGUCAGGCACGAUCAGUGACCAUGCGAGAAAGUAUGGUGAAAAUUACGCAGACAUAUGGCGCAAAAUAGACCACGAUAUAGUGAGCCCCGAGCGCGAGGGAAACCGAAAUGAGUGGAGUGGACAUUUCCACAGACGAAGGAACGGGCAUUUUUUUGCCGAGGACAGAAGCAGACUCUGGUUUUUGGUGUCAGACGAAUGUCGCGUGGUUGAAGCUUUAGACCUGCUCUUCAAAGGGGAGACGUCAAGAAACCGGGUCGGUCCAGCAUUCUCCUUGGAAUCGAGCAAGCAUUUCGGACGGCGAGGAUCAGUCCAGCAACCACAGGUAGGAGAGUCGUGGAUGCAUUUUGAUAGUAACGGCGCCUUCGCGUCUCAUCUCCCCCACACCGAGGCCGCACUGAGCGUGCUUUCACAAGAAUGGCGUCGGAGAAUAGGAGAGGAGGAGCAAGUGCGUCAGGUGCUCGAAGCGAGUCAGCCCCACACCGACUGGAGCAGGAAAAUCCUGUAUCGCAAGAAAAAAGUGUUACAGUUACACAUUGUGUUGCAGACCAAGCAAGACAGACAAGCUCUGUCAUGCAGGAUAUGCAUAUUAUAAGAGCCUCGUUUGUUCGUAGGUGUUUUCCCGUAGGAUUUUUGCAUUGUAAAUUUUCUCUCUCAUGCAGAGCCAGUUGUGUUGCUGAAUUGACAGCAAAUGUGUAACUGUAAAACACUUUUUUCGUGGGAAAUCCUGGAUGCCAUCGUUGAAUGGCAGUGGGCGACCCACUAUCAACUGCAAAAACGUCUGGGUCUGGAAAAUUGUAAUGCUGUGUUGGGAAUAGUGAAUGGUCUGUAAUGCACAGCCAAGCAUGACGAGAAAUGUCUGCGCUUCUUUGUGUUCUGUUUUUCGCCUGAGAAACUGCGUUCUUGCAUGACAGGCAAAAGGGUCUCUUCUUGGACACGCAUCACAAGCUCUUUUGCCAUGCCAGACAAGCAUGACUUCCCAGACCCAGACAUUUUUGUCUUUGAUACCCACACAAAGUUUUGUCUCGCGCUGAUCCGGAAAAACCACACGAUAGAUUUGGCUCGCUGGAUGCACGACUGCCUGAGGACAACGCAAGUGAAGACUGUGGCUGGCCAACAUGCUUCCUCCCGUGAGCCACUCGCCCCCCUAGUCGGUAAUACAUCGUUGAACUCAACAAUUGGUGGUGCGGAGACAUUGUUUAGAAACAAGCCCCUUCCUUUCCCACUCAACGAGGACCCGAACGACUUCAGUGAGCUGGAAGAGUGGAUGCGGAUUUUACUCGGGUCGCCAGGGUUCGGUGAGAUGAAUGAGGAUACGAAGCGUGCCUAUAUCGAGAUGGGAAAGCUUCACACGAAAGCACUUGUAAGGGACCAUGUUUUAUUGUGAGGAAACAUGAUCCCCCCUCCCCAGACCAAAAGGAGAUUUCUGAUGCGCGAUUUGUGUACAGAAAUCCACUUGUAUUUUUGCUGGAAGGUAAAGGGACAUCACACCUGCGGCCUAUUUUCAGGAACUUUGACUUUGUCAUGCUGUUCUAGGAUAUGCAGUGGGUGGUCUCUGUCAUACUGGCGAGGCAAGGCUUGCCCGUGCCAGACAGCACUACAGGCCGCAUCCCUUCCCUACCAGCAUCACAAAUGGAUUUGUGAUCACAAAUCAUGCUACUACACAAAAAAUUCCACUUUGAAUAUUAUGGGGAGAGGGGAUUUUUCAUGUUGAUAUGCUUUGGGCGAAUUCCGCCUGAUUCUGGAACGACGGGAUAUGAGAGUGCACAACGCCCCCUCCCCCUCAUUUGUCAUGCGAAAUACCAAAGCCACCCUUUCCCUUUGGUUUAUUGCCUCUUCGCACUUUUUGCAUGACAAGUCCUGGCAGCUUGAACAGCCCUAUAAUCCUGAGUGAAUUUGUGAUGCAAAACCUGAAUUCAUCUUGCCGACGCUUGUAUUGCUGUUCGUGCAAAAAUACAAAUGAAAUGAGGGGGAGCAGGGGGAGUUGUGCACUGUCAUACGGUACAUUCCCCUCCCACAUGUGCAAGUGAGGCCUGGAGACGCUGCGCGGAUGUGGCACGGUCAGAUCCUGCCCACACCCACGGCAUGGAUUCCGGCAUGGAAUUGAGGGUAGGUUCAUUUUCCACCCAUUACGGGAGGAUACGGGGGGUUCUUGGUAGCUCCGGAGGAUGAAUUUUCGAUCGGGUUCUUCAAUUCUAAGAAAUACAUAAAGUAGACCGCAGCAAGCAGUAACUGUGAGAAUUUCAGCUGGUUCUUGACAACAGAAAGACUUUAUUUUAAUUUUCUCUUUUCACAGAAACAGCUUCCGCUUUUCUCAAAAACAACUUUUUAUUUUUCUCUUUUCACGACGACGACAGAGCUUCGUAGUCGUGGCAGGCAGAGCGAACUUUUACUUUUUCAAAAACAACACUCUCGUCAGCAGCCUCGGGGCUCAGUUAGCUCCUACCUGUAUGUAUGUAUGUAUCUCGAGGCACACACUAGUAUUAAAAUCUGCGAUGCCGGCAGUCUUUUAUUUAAUCAUCUUUGUAAGAAUUUAUUUAUCAAAAAUCUUCGGUAUCGAUUUAAUUUAAAUCAGGACCACCAUGCUCCUCGCUUGUAUAAAAAUUCCAUGACUUCUUUUCAGUAGUCGUGAUCGGGUAGUUGAUGCCAGUGAAGGUUUUAUUUUGUGUUGUCUGUCAGGCUCCGUGGACGGGUUGACAGCGACAAGUGAGGAUGAGACCUUUCUGGUCCAUUGGUGUGGUCCAGAACGCAUGAGGUCCUUUAGCAAGCACCCAAAAGGAGCCGUACUUGUGCAGAAUUUCGCUAGUGCGUCUACGUAGGGGAACAUCAAGCAUGGUUUUUUUGCGAAACGCGCAUAGAGCAGAGCUUAUUUCGCACUCAACUUCAUUGCUCUCGUGUGUUCAUUUCCGCCGCAGAUUCUUGGUCCACGUUUUAUUUCGUUUCGUCGUUUCCUGAGAAGCAGGACGCGAUGAAAUGACCCUGUAGCCCAAACCUUCUAGCAUAAAGAAGGCCAACUUGUUUGAAGACGGUAACUCUCGCGACGCAUUGAAGAUGUUGCUCCAUUUCUUGUGCACGCACGAGCGCAGAAGUUGUGUACUACACCCUCGUGCUUCGUCGCACAUACAAGAGCAGGAGCAGGAGAAGGAUGACAGUGCUAUUCUACUGUAAAAAAAAAUUCUAGCUGCAUGGAAGAUGAUCAUCAGAGAGUGGAAAAAGUACGUGAUUAUGUACGAUGUACGAUGUUGACGUGAAGAUGUAUGUUGUGUGGCUCCUAGAGCUACAUGACGUAUGACCCGCCUCCGUGAUCAUUAUACAGACGAAGCAGAGUGGUCGCAU